CGGCAGUACAGCUUGCGCGGAUCUAUGCUGUUCGGCUUCCCUUCUGCGCUCCCCUGGCAUGGUGUCUUCCAUCUCCUUUCACACGGCGUGACGGUAGCUCGCCCAUGAUGUAGGUGUUAAGGGUUCUUGCCUCGCCCUCCUCUCUUCGUACACAUCGCGCCUUUCCCGCAUCUCGUCCUCAAGCCGUAUUCCAAUGUCGUCCUCACAGAAGACGGUCCUCAUUACUGGGUGCAGCGAAGGUGGCAUUGGCGAUGCCCUUGCCCGCCGAUUCCAUGAGCAAGGGUACGAGGUCUUUGCGACUGCUCGCAAUCUUAGCAGUAUGGAACAUCUCGUGUCACUCGGCAUCAAGACGUUGGCUCUGGACGUGACCGACUUGGAAGCAAUGCGCCGGGUUAAGGCUCACAUCAUGGAUGCGACUGGCGGAAAGUUGCACAUUCUUGUAAACAAUGCUGGCCAAGCGUAUCCUGUGGCCGCUACUGAUUUCGAUAUGAAGGAAGUCCGGGAUUUAUUCGAAGUCAACCUGUUCGCUGUGAUGACUACGGUUCAAGAGUUCGUCCACAUGUUAAUCGCAUCGGGCGAUGGUCGGAUUGUGCAGACCGGGAGUGUCUCUGGCAUCGUACCUGUACCAUUUAGUGGGGCAUACAAUGCCUCGAAGGCCGGCCUUCAUGCUUAUGGGAAUACUAUUCGUGUCGAACUUGCGCCAUUCAACAUCAAAGUCGUUACCGUGAUCACCGGUGCUGUAAAGAGCAACAUUGCCAAACCACGUACUCUCCCGGAGGACUCGUUGUACCGUCCUAUGGAGGCCCAGUACCAAGCACUUCGCAUCAAUACUUCCCAACAGGGCGCUAUGGACGCGGACAAGUAUGCACAGGACGUGGUCACGGAGGUAACAUCAAAGAACCCGCGAGCCUGGUUUUGGGCAGGAAAUCGGACGUGGACUACUUGGAUCAUCGACACUUUCUUGGGUCGGCGCGGCUUUGAUGCUAUAAUGACGAAGAUGUACGGGCUGGAUGAAUUCUCCGCGAUGGUAACACGAAACAAGUUGAAAGAUAUCUGAACUGCUGUGAAACGUAUACUUAAUCGUCUCUGUUUCCACGUCACUUCAUUGCUGUUAAAUAGUGUUCGUCAGUAUUCAUCAGUUGGCAUUCUCGCAUGUGCAAACAUCAAGAUACCUUGGUCGAGAUCAUCACAAGGCGAAUACAGCGUAUCGCGGCGGUGAGCAUACAGGAUGUGUGCGACGGGAUGCGAUGAAGAAAUCUACGGGCAAGCGGCUAUGACAUAGUUCAUCUUUGGUCGCUUCACAUGACCAACAAUGGAUACGUUUCCGUAGGCGUCUGCACCGCGUUGCAGACAUUUUCGCCCCGGGGGAGCACGAGCCCAUGAGCCCCAUCUGACAUUUUGAAAACAUAGUGAUAAC
This is a messenger RNA of Laetiporus sulphureus 93-53, 1417 nucleotides long. RefSeq names its product NAD-P-binding protein. Gene Ontology annotation, biological process: phosphatidic acid biosynthetic process; triglyceride catabolic process. The record is from RefSeq and is a predicted model, not a curated record. Gene Ontology annotation, cellular component: endoplasmic reticulum; lipid droplet. The coding region runs from base 194 to 1057 and encodes 287 amino acids. Gene Ontology annotation, molecular function: acylglycerone-phosphate reductase (NADP+) activity; triacylglycerol lipase activity. Lineage: Eukaryota; Fungi; Basidiomycota; Agaricomycetes; Polyporales; Laetiporaceae. The transcript is spliced from 9 exons.